Closterium sp. NIES-65 is the source of this 1725-nucleotide messenger RNA. NCBI's taxonomy places the organism in Eukaryota, Viridiplantae, Streptophyta, Zygnematophyceae, Desmidiales, Closteriaceae. The record is from the annotation of a GenBank genome assembly.
AUGGUUAGUUCACCGCAAUAUGAUGGCGAGAAGCGGGUGUACUCCACGCCGGAGACCGGGAAGUGGUGGGAAAAGUUGCAGGCGGAGGUUCGUAAGGUGGACCCGGAGGGCGUGGUGGCUGCUUUGAUACUUGCGAGUGGCGAAACACACAUGGACCAUCGUGGCAAGGCCAAGGGCCAUCCGGUGUACCUAACACUUGGAAACAUCGACAAGGACGAUCGAUGGAAACCGUAUGGACACGUCCUCCUUGCACUUCUCCCUGAGUACCCGCCAGAGUACUCGUCUCUUGACAGAACGGAUGUCUUCCAUUACGUCAUGAACGAUGUAAUGGCGGGCCUCAAGAGAGCAUCGCACACGGGGGUUAAGAUGAAGAAUGCAAAGGGCGAGACUAUCCAUGUGUGGCCGUCAGUGUACGCCCACAUCACGGAUUACCCGGAGUCUUGCAAGGUUACAUGCACGAAAUCUCUCGGCACCACAUAUCCGUGCUCCUUGUGCAAGGUACAUAAGGACGAGCUCAAGCGGUUUGAGUUCCGGAUUAAGCCUAGAACUCCCUCUGAGCAAAACCGUGUCGUGCAAGGGAUGAAGCGUGGCACCAUUGACCCUGAAACUAACGAGGCUCUCUCCACACACCCCGUUAAGAGUUACCUAUGGGGUUGGAGAACAAGGCCAACGUGUAUGCCACCUACCCCCUCUCUGGCCCCUCCUAACAUUCUCUGCCCUAUCACCCCGUCUCUGCCCCCACACCAUGGUCUCUGCCCCGUCAUCACGUCUCUGCCCCAUCCCUACCUUCCAUGCCCCAUCGUCCCUUCUCUGGCCCUCGUGUAUUUUUCUGCCCCUCCAUCGCAUUCUCUGGCCAUCCAUCCCAUUCCCCGCCCCAUCACCCAUUCUCUGCCCCCACACCAUGGUCUCUGCCCCAUCCCUACCUUCCAUGCCCCAUCGUCCCUUCUCUGGCCCUCGUGUAUUUUUCUGCCCCACCAUCGCAUUCUCUGGCCAUCCAUCCCAUUCCCCGCCCCAUCACCCAUUCUCUGCACCCACACCAUGGUCUCUGCCCCAUCGUCAUGUCUCUGCCCCACGACUACCUUCCAUGCCCCAUCGUCCCUUCUCUGUCCUCUCGUGUAUUUUUCAGCCACACCAUCGCAUUCUCUGGCCAUCCAUCCCAUUCCCCGCCCCAUCACCCAUGCUCUGCCCCCACACCAUGGUCUCUGCCCCGUCAUCACGUCUCUGCCCCAUCCCUACCUUCCAUGCCCCAUCGUCCCUUCUCUGGCCCUCGUGUAUUUUUCUGCCCCACCAUCGCAUUCUCUGGCCAUCCAUCCCAUUCCCCGCCCCAUCACCCAUUCUCUGCACCCACACCAUGGUCUCUGCCCCAUCGUCAUGUCUCUGCCCCACGACUACCUUCCAUGCCCCAUCGUCCCUUCUCUGUCCUCUCGUGUAUUUUUCAGCCACACCAUCGCAUUCUCUGGCCAUCCAUCCCAUUCUCUGCCCUAUCACCCCGUCUCUGCCCCCACACCAUGGUCUCUGCCCCGUCAUCACGUCUCUGCCCCAUCCCUACCUUCCAUGCCCCAUCGUCCCUUCUCUGGCCCUCGUGUAUUUUUCUGCCCCACCAUCGCAUUCUCUGGCCAUCCAUCCCAUUCCCCGCCCCAUCACCCAUUCUCUGCCCCCACACCAUGGUCUCUGCCCCCACACCAUGGUCUCUGCCCCGUCAGUACAAGCAAGGUCAAGAGGUGA